Molecule: messenger RNA, 716 nt
Organism: Botrytis cinerea B05.10
Lineage: Eukaryota; Fungi; Ascomycota; Leotiomycetes; Helotiales; Sclerotiniaceae
Exons: 1
Coding region: 136-423 (95 amino acids)
Source: RefSeq, a predicted model, not a curated record
GACAAACAAACAAACCACCUUCGUUUUAAUUCAUACAAUUCUACAAUUCUAUAAGCUCAGGCUUUUUAAUCUCCAAAACUUUCCAAAACAACGUCAAUCACCUUCCUCAUCACCAAUUCUCACCCCACGUUCAAAAUGCAGCCUUCCAUCUUCCUCGUUGCUUUCGCAUCUAUUGCAGCAGCCACUACUGCAUCUUCUGAUUCCUCAACUCCAACCAGCGCUAUCGCCCCACUCGCCAGCGGCACCUUCACGAACGGAACCUCAACCAACGGUACCAUUAGCGGCUCCACGACUCGUUCCCCUUCGGCUUCUGGUACUGGAAGCGCGGGUUCUUCAGCAACUAGCAAGGCUGCUGCUCCCGCCAACUUUGUCUCAGGAGGUGCAUUUGCUGCAGCCGCUGCAGGAAUGGUCUACCUCUUGUAAUUUUCGAUCGAUCUUUGGCUUUCAAAUUGUUGUGAUACCCGGGUCAUUGCAUGCGAGAAUGUCACCCUCUUGAUUACUGUUUGCCAUGCAUGGCGUUGCUUAGGGUACUCUUCUAGAUAAGAUUGAGUGUGCAUUGGAGGAGCUUCGGAACGGUGGAGGGCAUAAGGCUUAGGCGGAGACGUACAUUUAGAUGUGGAGAUAAUAUAACCAUCCUGGCAUUCUUUACAUGCUAGCUUCAAUUCUAUCAUACCCUUUUCAGACUACCAGUUGCCAAUGAAUGUGACAACCUUUUA